CAGAGACGCCGUGCCAUACAACCGGACUUUGUGCUCGUUUAUGGAACUGGAAUMCUUCCAUGGAUCGGUGUCAGCAGCACACGAAUGAUGGCAACGAUUGUGGUCCCUCCGAGGGAAAGGCGAACAACGAGGGUUCGGUCCGUACAGCUUCCCAGUGCCACGGACACAUAUUGCGGUGGGUGUGCCUCUCAGGGAGUGGAGGGAAGCAAUGGUUGGAUGCCRCCGAGAAGCAGAACGARAGCAGCAUCACCACCUGUUUUCGAGGGCAGAGCAAUAGAACCAUCGGCUUGGACACUUCCGUGGGGGAGCAAUGGCUCCACGUUCGAACCUCGGUCCGGGAUUCUYUAAGCGCUGACACUACAGAUCUGGAAAGUGUGARCAACAAUGAUAGAAACAGGGAUGGCAGCGRGAUACCAAUGUCCAAUCAUGUGCCUUCUCCACCUCGGUCUCCAUCACAACAAUUCCAAUCGCAAACCGAAAAAACCACGCAAGAAUCAUCGCAGCUGUCGCUGCUGGCCUACCUUAACCAGCCCGAAUCACAAGAAGAAUCACGGUCGCAAAUGCAAACAGAACAAGAGCCACCAUCGCUGCCUAUCCUCGAUGUGUUACCAAACAGGGAACGACGGAACAARACCAGCCACUGUCACCACCACCAGGGAGGGAAUGACCUUCUAUCAUCGCAUGCCUUUUUGUGCCUGGAGCCAGUUUUCAUUCCGGUAGGUGUCAACCAAGAGCGAGUGCUUUGGACCGUCAAGGAUACSAGGUCACCUCUUGCCGAGGAGCCACAGAGCAGUGAACUUGAAGAAUACGCUGUGGAGCUCUGGAGGUCGAAUCAGGCGUCCCCCUUUUGGGACGAAACCGCGGGAGAGACACAAGCACAGAUGCAAGCGACACACGUUCCAUUGCCGAGGCGGCGAUUGAUAGCUUUGUCCCACGGGGAUGCGAUUCGGAUCCGAGUUCAAACCACUACCACCACCCACACAUCAAAACGCACGGCAGGUUCCAGCGAAGAAGKUCAUUCCCCGUUGCAAUCAAUGCCAACAUCACUCGCCGAUCGAUCUCCUUUGGCGCAAGAUCUCGCCACCAUCACGGUGCAAUAUUUUGAGUCCGAGGCCAAAGCAAAAGAAACAAGUCCAGCGACUACAAGAAUAUCUGGAUUGGCAGCCAUCGAAGCUGAGGCAAGCCCAAACCAGAGGCAAGGGGGAUCAACAUCGGCACCAGCCGGAGUCUUGACGGGGACAGCAAAAAAUGAUCAACACCAAACGAAAGCAUCCAAAGCGGCGACGAGAUUUGAAGACCAACCGAACACCUUUUGUGGGACCACAGCUGGAACGCCAACCACCAAUACAGCUGCAAAUCCUAUGAACAAUACGGUACGCUCUGCAUCUCCUCGGCAGUGUCAACAGCGGACUGCAUCCACAGCCGAUUGUGGCACCAGCGUUGCCGUCGACAGUACGGUCAAUCCGCUKCAGCAAUCCCUCCGAUCGACGCGUAUCGAACUCCUGACCCGACCCCUUGCAACCGAGAGAAGCAAGAAUGGGAACGAGAACGAGAACGAUAGAGCGCAGACAGCUGAUGUCAUUGGCGAUGGAAGUCAACCCAACCGUGAUCCAGGGACAGGUGUCAGGAGUCUAAUACAAGUGGACAAAAGGUCCGAAAGCCAAAAYGAAGCCCGAAAACAUCAGGGACCACCACGAGAAGACAAAACACAUUCCAAUGGCACCAACACGAGCCAUAGCCUAAACGGUCGUAACUACCAGCCGGCAAUCAGGAACAAACCAGCAAUAUCCACGAAUGAUGUGGCUCCUGCCCCCCUUCAUCCUCGAUCUGCAUCCCUGACAGGGGCCCCGCUGCCGCUGCCGUCUCUGCCUUUUGACGUGGUCGUAGCUGCUGCAGACCCACCCUGUGAGCAACUUACACAAGACGAUGCAUUUUUAUUGCAGCCACGGUCACAGACUUCGUUUCUCGGUGGUGUCAUUCAACUGAAGAAAAACAGAGACGAAGGCACAGACAUAGACAAAGAAAAACCCAUUGAGGGACGUGUGCCGGAUGUUGCUGCUACAUGUGUAGUUAAAAACGGAAUCGAAAAUUGUGCGGAUGYUCCUUGUACWACCUCUGUGGCAACCGUCAAAAGAGAAGGCGCAGACGCUUCGUUGGACGGGAGUAUGUGUACCCAACCAAGCAAGACAGGAGGUGCUCCCAAGGCGAGCGAUUGCAAUGAUGCAAACAAGAGUCCUCCAUCCAAUGGMUUGGCCCCCAGAUUCUUCCAUGAUGAAUGKGAAGAUASAGAUGCAACCGUUAGCAAUGCUAUCAGUACAAGGAUGGCAAAUCGGUCAGUAUGUAGUAAAUGCAACGAUAAAAACCCUUCACACAAUUCUUCCUUCGGUGAAAAGAUUUCUAAUGCUAACGCUGAACUCAKGGAAAAAGACCCCAACAAUGACGAUGGUCUUGCUUGUGAAUUUGAAAAUGAUGAUGAUGACGACGACGACGCCACUAUUCCAAUCUCAGUUGCUCCGCCGCUAGGCUAUCCGGAUACCGAAGCCAAGGAAGUGACAGUCAURAACAACCCGCAUACACGGUCCCGCCAUUCUUCGACCUUCCCACUGUUGACACAACCACCAGAAUCCCCAAAGAGAACAGAGGAGUGCGGUCAGAACAAAGCCUGCAAUCGCGAUGGCGCCACCGGCAUGCCCAAGGCCUACUCCUACACAGUCGARAAUCGAACGAAGAGCAGUAUCGAGGAGUCAACACAACCGUGCUUCAAAGCGGAACAGAUAYCCGAAUUGAAAGAAAGCUGUUCCAUAUAUCCCUCGGAUAGUUUGAACCCAUCAGUUCAUGAUCCGAGACAAGGCCUCGAUACCAACAAGAAAGAGGAUGAAGAAGAAUCCGAGGGAAGUGASAAUGACGCGCAAAGGAGCCAGCYUUUGCUCUCUGUGGACAGUGAUAAGGAURAUUUUGCAGGAGAGGGAUACAAGAGCGAGUCKUUAGAAGUAGGAUGUGGAACAAAAUUGAAUUGUAACAAUGUCGACGUAAGAAAUUCACCCAAAGAUUACAGUAGAGGGGCUAAACAAAACAGUGUGGAUCGAGGUCCAAUGCGCGAUACGAUGAACGAAACCGAUGACGAAACUGACUUUGGCAGCACGGGUGCGAAUAUAGCGAUGUCGACCGGUGGAAGCAUGAGUCCGAGCCUAGUACGUGACACCGGUGAAAGCAUCCUGGAUCAUCAUCAUCUCGAAGAUUAUUCCUGCGAGAUGGGGAACACGAGUGAGAAUCAGAAUCCGACAGAAGACGAUUUGAUUGACCCAAUCGACCCCAAGCCAACUGAAGACGACCCCAAGCCAACUGAAGACAAUAUUGAAAUAAGUUCAUGCUUGAGUGGUAGCACUAUGCUAGAAAAAGAAAUGAAAGGACUGCCAAAGAGUCAUAGCAGUAAGGUCUUCAAGGCUGAUAGAGAAGACAMCAGUAUGAUUCGUGUUGACUCCAAGGACCAAUAUAAAGCAAUCGGAGAGCAUUCGAUUGACCCAAAAAUAGCGGAGGUUGAGAGUAAAAAGAGUCCCAGCAACUCCGAAAUCGAGGCGCCAAAGAAAGAACUAACUAGUUUGGAAAAACAUAUUUGCAACGAUGGCAGACAUCGUUCGAUCGGCGGAAAAGUGGACGAAGCAGCAUCAGGAGAUGCAAAAAAAACGCACAACGAAAAAAUCAAUCGCGGUCCGACAAGGAAACGAAAGUCCUUAGCGGUCGAAAAGAGAACAGAAUCGAUAGRAACACUUCCUGAUACGAAUACCAAAGGGCCGAAGACGCGACGCACACGCAACCGUGUGUCUCCCAGCGACGAUAUUUCCGCUGUAUGUAGAGAYGCAGAUGCUGUGUACGAGAAACGAUUCAUGAAAGCAAUCGAGCGCGGGGUUGUUUCUCUCGUGAUGUCCGGUGUCGAACCCAAGAAUAUGGCUUGCGUCACCAGUUUUUGUACCAUGAAAUCAUUGAACAACGAGGCUGUAAAAGUGAACGUGAGCUCCACAAUUGAUUCAGACACAACGAUGUGCGUGAUGCCGACUGCAUCGAACAACAAGUAUGAAGCUGCCGCUCGCACACUGAAAGCUCUGGAAUGUUCACUGCUAGGUGUACCGAUCGUUCCUCUGAAAUGGAUCAGAGACUGUGUGAAGGCUGGAGGCAUUCCCGGGAUUCCUGACCAGUACAUACGAACGCUGCCAUCAACAKUGGGAACAAGAUCGAUAAAAAUAACCACUGGCUAUGGGGUGGCACGUUUAGCGGCCAUGCGAUUGGAUGAUCCGAAGAGCAAUAGGGAACUUCUUUUCCAGAACACCUACGUUUUUUUGUGCGGAGUGUAUACGAACGACAAGAAGAAAAGCAUCGUGAAGUUGCUUGAACAAGGCUGCGCGAUCAUGGUCUCCACUUCCAGGGAGGCAUGUUUGCGUCUAAAAUCCCUCAUGGCAGAAUCUUUGACKCAGCAACUGCCAGAGCAAUCCAAUAGGAAAAAGUUUGUUCUAUUGUUUGGAGACAGAGGGAAAGCGGUGCCCAAGUCUCUGUACAAGGCCACCAAGGAAGCAUURAUGGGUAUUGUCGACAACAACAAGCAAUCACCAUUAGCACGGGCUAUUUACGUGGUUGACUCAAAUUGGGUGAGUCUUUCGAUUGCGUGUGCCAAAAUGCUCGCACCAACCAACUUCCGACCAAAMGAUGGCGUUGAUUUGUGGCAUAUUUGCAAAGAUCUGCCUGAAUAAAGCAGUAGCGAGCCURAUGUUCAAAAAUUUCCAUGGCAAUGGGAUUGGACCGAUAAUAUUCAAAUAUAAAUAUGCUAUAAUG
This is a messenger RNA of Pseudo-nitzschia multistriata, 4824 nucleotides long. The record is from the annotation of a GenBank genome assembly. Lineage: Eukaryota; Bacillariophyta; Bacillariophyceae; Bacillariales; Bacillariaceae.